Messenger RNA from Megalobrama amblycephala (Wuchang bream), 2024 nucleotides. RefSeq lists its product as uncharacterized. The transcript has 2 exons. The record is from RefSeq and is a predicted model, not a curated record. Bases 297 to 731 code for a protein of 144 amino acids. Lineage: Eukaryota; Metazoa; Chordata; Actinopteri; Cypriniformes; Xenocyprididae.
AAAUGAAUUGAAUUUUUCUUUAGGGACACUACAAUGCACUGUCUGACACAAGACUGUAGUAGACGGUUGCAUGGUUAUAAUUUUUUCUCUAAUAUUAGAGGGUGGGGGAACACAUCCCCAACAUUAUUUUAUAUAAAAAACAUUUGGAUUACCUUGAUAUCGCUAGUUUUAUCCGACUUCCCGAACUUUCGCUACUAGCUUUAGCCUGUUAGCAUUAGCGGCGUGCCACGCCCACGUUACGCUACGCUAGCGUUUGUACUCUUCGCUCUCACAAUACUAUUGUUUCAUCUACUCUAAUGGCGAGUGUAUUGGAUGUUUCUCUACCUUUGUGUGCAGGUGAGGACACGUUUGAGCUGCAUGCGGUGCAGUUGGAACUGGAGGCCGUGGAGCGGCAGAUCCGGAUCCUUCUCGAGAAGCAGGCCGAGCUACGCGAGCGGCAGACAGCGCUGGAAACUUCUCGCGCUGACGCUCACCAACCCUCGGGCCCGAGCACCAAGAACGCGUUCAUCCCAGCCCUCGUUCACUCCGGCGCCGUCACACCAGGGACCUUGGGUGCUUCAGCAGCGGAAGAUGCGAGCCAGGCCUCGGACCAGGACCUCUCCUCCACCGCCCCCGGUCUUCGACGUCUCGACACGGAACCGCUUCUCCCCUCUUCGCGAGGCAGAACGCGACGCCAUGGUCAUCGGAGACUCCAUCGUCCGCCACGUCCACGCUACCACAGCCAAAGGUAAGGUGCGCAGUCACUGUUUUCCUGGUGCUCGUGUUCUCGAUGUCUCUGCGCAGAUUCCCGCGAUCCUCAACGGUGCUGAGACCAUCGGAGCUGUAGUGCUGCACAGGUGAACGACACCAGGCUGCGGCAGACGGAGGUGCUGAAGCAGGACUUCAGAAGCCUGAUCGAGACGGUACAAGCCACAUCGCCCGCGAUGAAGAUCAUCGUGUCCGGACCGCUUCCGACGUACCGACGAGGACAUGAAAGGUUCAGUAGAUUAUUUGCUUUAAAUGAAUGGUUGAUGUCUUGGUGUAAUGAACAGAAGCUGCUCUUUGUAAAUAAUUGGAAUCUUUUCUGGGAGCGUCCUAGGCUCUUCCGUACUGAUGGCCUGCACCCCAGCAGCAUCGGAGCUGAUCUUCUGUCAGAGAACAUCUCCAAGACGCUUCGCACCAUAUGACUAGUAAGUCAAACCUCAAAUCACAGCCUGUGUUCUGCCCACUUCAUUGAUAGAAAUGUGAGUGUAGUACAGUCUAUAGAAACUGUGUCUAUUCCCCGAAUAGUGAGGUUUAACAAUAAAAAUAAAGGAUCUAGAAAAAACCUAAUCGUGAUCAAACCAGAUUUUUGUAAAAUUACUGAACAAAAACUAUCUCUAAAACUAGGGCUACUAAACAUUAGAUCGCUGACACCUAAGGCAGUUAUCAUAAAUGAAAUUAUCACGGAUAAUAGUCUUGAUGUAAUUUGCCUUACUGAAACAUGGCUUGAAGCAAAUGAUUAUUUUGGUCUUAAUGAGUCUUGUCCACCAGGCUACCGUUAUAAAAAUAAAUGCCGCCUGAUUGGCCGUGGCGGUGGUGUAGCAACAAUCUAUAGAGAGAUACUUAAUGUUACUCAGAGAACAAACUACAGGUUUAAUUCAUUUGAAAUUCUUAUGCUAAAUGUUACACUCUCAGAUAUAAGUAAAAAGUCGCUACUAUCUCUUGCUUUGGCUAUCGUUUAUAGACCUCCAGGGCCUUAUGCUGAUUUCCUAAAAGAGUUUGCAGACUUUCUCUCAGACCUAUUGGUCAAUGUUGAUAAAGCGCUGAUUGUUGGAGAUUUUAACAUUCAUGUAGACAAUACAAAUGAUACGUUAGGGGCUGCGUUUACAGAUUUACUAAACUCAUUUGGGGUCGAACAAAACGUCACUGGACCCACUCACCGUCUUAAUCAUACUCUAGAUUUAAUUAUAUCACAUGGAAUAAAUCCUACUGAUAUAGAAAUUCUACCGCAAAGUGAUGACGUCUCUGAUCACUACCUUGUAACAUGCGUACUGCAUACUGAU